GACGGAGCGAGAGCGCCGCGUUCGCCCCCCGCCGCCACCAUGUUCCGCGUCAUGGUCAGCCACGCCAAGAAGCACCCGAGCUUGAUUCCUCUGUUUUUGAUCAUUGGAUCUGGAGGUGUUGGCGCAGCCCUGUACGUCAUGCGCUUGGCAAUGUUCAACCCGGAGGUCUGUUGGGACAAAAAAAAUAAUCCAGAACCUUGGAACAAGUUGGCCCCCAAUGACCAAUAUAAGUUCUACUCGGUUAAUGUAGAUUACAGUAAACUGAAAAAGGACCGCCCUGACUUCUGAACAACAUUCUUUUCUCCAUAAGCUGCACAGAAAGGUCUUCCGGAAGCCGUCCGCACAAUUACCAUGCUUAAUCAUCCAGGAAAUAAUUAAGUU
Molecule: messenger RNA, 381 nt
Organism: Nothoprocta perdicaria
Lineage: Eukaryota; Metazoa; Chordata; Aves; Tinamiformes; Tinamidae
Gene: COXFA4
Product: NDUFA4, mitochondrial complex associated
Exons: 4
Coding region: 40-288 (82 amino acids)
Source: RefSeq, a predicted model, not a curated record